AAAAAAAAAAAAAAAAAGCCAAACAUUUGAUCACCGUCACCUGCAGAAGUGAGUUUUCAUUGAAGAAGCUGCUUUCUCCUUACUCCCAACAGCCCGGCGACGCUUCCUUAGAGUGAGCUAGCUACUUCUCAGGCCAGGCACGACAGCAGUGCUGGCCAAUUUGAAAAAGCAGGGAGCAUCCCCUGCAUGCAGAGCUUCCAGCCUGAGAACGCCCCAGCCUAGUCUUCCAGGCAGCUGUGUAGCCAGAGAGCCUUGGUAUUGUGGUCACAUCCCUCAAAAGUGAACAGUCACCAUCAGCGGCGUUGGAGGAAGCUGUGAUGUUGCAGACGCUGUGGCAUUUUCUGGCUAGCUUUUUUCCUAGGGCCAGGUGCCAAGACUCCAGAGAGGGGAACGAUCAUGAAGUCAGAGGCACCACAGCCCCUGCUCGGGGAGACCAGGUGUCAAGCUUUAUGGUGAAACAGGAUGGAAGGGCUGAGGCCACGGAAAAGAGACCCACCAUUUUGCUGGUGGUUGGACCUGCAGAGCAGUUUCCUAAGAAAAUUGUACAAGCUGGAGAUAAGGACCUCGAUGGGCAGCUAGACUUUGAAGAAUUUGUCCAUUAUCUCCAAGAUCAUGAGAAGAAACUGAGGCUGGUGUUUAAGAGUUUGGACAAAAAGAAUGAUGGCCGCAUUGACGCACAGGAGAUCAUGCAGUCGCUGCGGGACCUGGGGGUCAAGAUAUCUGAACAGCAGGCUGAAAAAAUUCUCAAGAGCAUGGACAAAAAUGGCACAAUGACCAUCGACUGGAAUGAAUGGAGAGACUACCACCUCCUGCACCCUGUGGAGAAUAUCCCCGAGAUCAUCCUGUACUGGAAGCAUUCCACGAUCUUUGAUGUGGGCGAGAAUCUGACAGUGCCUGAUGAGUUCACAGUGGAGGAGCGGCAGACUGGGAUGUGGUGGAGACACCUGGUGGCAGGAGGCGGGGCCGGGGCUGUCUCCAGAACCUGCACAGCCCCCCUGGACAGACUGAAGGUGCUCAUGCAGGUCCAUGCCUCCCGCAGCAACAACAUGUGCAUUGUUGGUGGAUUCACCCAGAUGAUUCGAGAGGGAGGGGCCAAAUCACUCUGGCGGGGCAAUGGCAUCAACGUCCUUAAAAUCGCCCCUGAGUCAGCCAUCAAAUUCAUGGCCUAUGAGCAAAUCAAGCGUCUGGUUGGUAGUGACCAGGAGACCCUGAGGAUUCAUGAAAGGCUUAUGGCAGGGUCUUUGGCAGGGGCCAUCGCCCAGAGCAGCAUCUACCCCAUGGAGGUCUUGAAGACCCGGAUGGCCCUGCGGAAAACAGGCCAGUACUCGGGCAUGCUGGACUGUGCCAGAAGGAUCCUGGCUAGAGAGGGGGUAGCCGCCUUCUACAAAGGCUACGUCCCCAACAUGCUGGGGAUCAUCCCCUAUGCUGGCAUUGACCUAGCCGUCUACGAGACGCUCAAGAAUGCCUGGCUACAGCGUUAUGCCGUGAACAGUGCAGACCCCGGCGUGUUUGUGCUCCUCGCCUGUGGCACCAUUUCCAGUACCUGUGGCCAGCUGGCCAGCUAUCCGCUGGCCCUGGUUAGGACACGGAUGCAGGCACAAGCCUCCAUCGAGGGUGCUCCAGAGGUGACCAUGAGCAGCCUCUUCAGACAGAUCCUGAGAACCGAGGGGGCCUUCGGGCUGUACCGGGGGCUGGCCCCCAACUUCAUGAAGGUCAUCCCAGCUGUGAGCAUCAGCUAUGUGGUGUAUGAGAACCUGAAAGUAACCCUGGGUGUGCAGUCACGGUGACGGGAGGGAGGGCAUCCCUGUACCCCGCGGACUCACUGAUCCUGGGCCACAGCCCCAGGAUGUGCAGCCAUCUCAUUCUGUGAAUGUGCCAACACUAAGCUGACUACGCCAAGCUGUGAAAACCCUGGGACGCACCCAGGGGUGGGAGGGGUGGGAGAGCUGGCAGGCCCAUGGGGCUUGUCCUGCUGACCUUGGUGGGCCCUCAACACUGGUUCCAGAGAAGAUGUGUGGGCAUUCCUUAGGGUCCAGGGGUCAGCAGGAUCUAGGCUCUCACACGUAGGAAUAGGACAUUUCCUGCAGUGCCUGCCAAAUAGCAAGCUCGGAGGCCAACUUAGUUCUUCCAUCUUGUCCUCGCAGCCAACAUUGGCCAUAGGCCCCGCGCUCCCUGGCCUGCCGAGCGUUUCCCCAUGCCCCUAUGCUUCCUGCCUCUCUGCCGAGGUGAUGGGGCAGGAGGAGGGCUACUAGCCCUCUCCCCUCCCCAGCCUCUCUCCUCAGUCCAUGGAGAAAGGUGGGGCUGGUCCAAUUCCCAACCUGCAGGGUCCACUGACUCGGUGUGCGGUAAGAGUAAAGGGUCUAGCUCUGUGCUUCCCUCACCUGAGCCCUGCUGUUGGCCUCCAAGCUCACCAGCAGCUGAGCACCUGGUGUACGUGUGCAUGCAGUGGGGUGCUGGCUGCCUGGCAUUAUGGCACUUGGCUUCAUGGAAGGCGAGCCCUGGAACCCAGAGGCCUCUGCUCUCUGCUUUGGGACUUCCUAGUGCUCUGAGCUGGCCUGGAGUCUUGUCAGGACUGGCACCAGCUCAGAACCAAAUUCACUGUCCUCACUCUGGCAUGAGGGCAGUGGAGGAUCGUGUUUUAGAGUGAUGGGCAGAGCAUCUGCAUGCCCUGGUGAGAGAACUAAGGUGGUAAAGGCCUUAAUUAUGUAUCUUUCGGAAAAGGGUUUUGUUUAAGACAAACUGGAAGAAUAUGCAAGUUCUGUGCUUCCAGAGGGAAGACAAGGGGAGCAGGUGGUUUGGCUGAUAGCAUUAAAGUCUGCUUCUGACGCCCCUGGGGAUGUGUGUCCAAUCCCACUCGGGGCAAAGUGGGACCAGCCUCACAUUCCACUCAUGUGACAUGUCACACUGCUUGAAGCCUAUUUAUUUUGUAUUUAUUUGAACAGAGUUAUGUCCUAACUAUUUUUAUAGAUUUGUUUAAUAGCCUAUCAUUUUCAAGUUCAUUUUUUAUUCAUAUUUAUGUUCAUGGUUGAUUGUACUUUCCCAUGCCACCAGGUGGGGAGGAGGGGAAGGAAGGGCCUCGGAAGGGAUCCUUUCUGACUCCCACGCCCGAUGUCGUGUCCAAAGAAAUUCCUCUCAGGACUGGAGACAGAAGGAGAGUCCUUUGGCAGUGGGGGCAGGGAGAAUGGGAGAAACCUCAGCAUUGAAGGCAAAA
This is a messenger RNA of Nycticebus coucang (slow loris), 3211 nucleotides long. RefSeq names its product solute carrier family 25 member 25 (gene SLC25A25). Gene Ontology annotation, biological process: transmembrane transport. The record is from RefSeq and is a predicted model, not a curated record. Lineage: Eukaryota; Metazoa; Chordata; Mammalia; Primates; Lorisidae. The transcript has 10 exons. Gene Ontology annotation, cellular component: mitochondrial inner membrane. Bases 318 to 1787 code for a protein of 489 amino acids. Gene Ontology annotation, molecular function: ATP transmembrane transporter activity; calcium ion binding.